This is a messenger RNA of Mercenaria mercenaria, 669 nucleotides long. RefSeq names its product cubilin-like. Lineage: Eukaryota; Metazoa; Mollusca; Bivalvia; Venerida; Veneridae. Bases 1 to 669 code for a protein of 222 amino acids. The transcript has 7 exons. The record is from RefSeq and is a predicted model, not a curated record.
AUGGGAAAAAUCGGAUAUGAUGAAAAGAACUUGAAUGCCGACUGUGCAUGGUAUAUUGAAGCCCCAAGUGAAUACGAUAAAAUUAUUCUCAACGUAGAACAAUUUAGGUCACAGCAAGAUGAGUUCCUUAACAUCUAUGAUGGCUCUGAUGCUACGGGAGACCCGCUGGAACAGAUAGACGACACAAAUCAGAAGCAAUUUAAUGCAUAUGUCAGUCCUGGUCAUCAGUUAUAUUUCACGUUCCAAUCAGACGGCGCUAAUCAGCAGAAAGGCUUCAACAUUCUUUUCUUUUCAAAUAAUUCAGCAAAUCAGUACCAAUGUGGGGAAACAAUUGCAACAACGUCGGAAGCAGCGUUAAUUAUGUCACCUAAUUUACCGAACCAGUUCGCCGCGGACGACAACUGCAACUGGCUUUUCUCUUCUACGAGCGACACUAUUUCGUUUCAAAUAGUUUUUCUAGAUAUGGCUAGUUGCAAGCCCGAAUAUUGUCAUUCUAUGACGGUAUGUGCAACAGCCUAUACUUACACAUUCGACGAAAUAACAACAACAGGUUCUCAGGCAUAUGUGGAAUGGACAGUUAGCAGUAAUGCUAUUGGUUAUGGUUUCAUGAUAGCAUACGUAUUAAGCGGAGGUGCUAAUUCUACAAACGAUACAGUGUUCUUGGAAUAA